AUGAGUAUUGCUGCAUAUGCGUAUGAAGCUGACAGAGCUAAACGUUUAUAUUUUGGUCAAUACUCUCUCACACUUACUGACAAAUAUAUUGUUAUUUCUGAUGGAAAUACCGAGAAAUACAUAACAUGGAAGGACUAUGAAAAGUUUGACCCUAUUUUAACUCCAUGCACUAUGCCAUUCAUUGUAAAUGGUGAAGUUGUCAUGAAGAACGACACAACUGUUUAUAGGUCUGUAUAUGAAGCGUUAGAAUAUAUGUUGAAUUAUAAUCCCGAAAGAUUUGACCCAAGCACUACGUCAUGUACAAUGCCUUUUAUUAAGGAUGGUGAAAUCGUAAGAGUUCCGAAUUCAACGGUUUACACAGCUGUUCAAAACAGUUUACAAAACAUUUUAGCGAAUAUCUUUAAUUCAGAAACUACAGAAAUAAAAUUACCAUAUAUAACAGAUGCUAAAGAAAUUAAAUCAAAAACGACAACAUUAUUUACGUCACUUAAUGAUUUAA
Messenger RNA from Trichomonas vaginalis G3, 499 nucleotides. Its product is annotated as organellar and viral DNA polymerase type B. The record is from RefSeq and is a predicted model, not a curated record. The annotation marks the transcript as partial. Lineage: Eukaryota; Parabasalia; Trichomonadida; Trichomonadidae. The transcript has a single exon.